UCAACUUGCAUGUCGCUAAAUAAUGUGCAGCAGGGAGCGCAGCGCAGUCCAUUUUGAAGAAGGCAUUCCUGCAGCACGUCAGUCCAUGCACCGGAGCUGCAGCCCUUCAUGAGACGCCGGUGUCGGUUUUCGCGUAACGGCGCAUAGUUUGGGGGGGGGUGGUGAGAGCAUAGAUUUGGGGAGAAUUUACGGGUCGAACUCUUUUUUCCCCCCUUGAGGAAGCAUGCUUUCUGAGAGACGUGGCUUCAGGUUUCGCUCUUCUGCGAGGAUGUUGGCAGCUCUGGUAUUCAUCCUGCUUUGUAUCCAGCCUGGACACGGACAGACCUGCACAGAAGGGUUUGCCUAUGAUCGCAGGUCGAGACAGUGCAUAGAUGUGGACGAGUGCCGCACCAUGCCAGAUGUUUGCCGCGGAGACAUGCGCUGUGUGAACCAGAACGGGGGCUACCUGUGCCUCCCCAGGAGCCUGUACAACCAGCCCUUCAGGCCCGAGACCCCCGCGCUGCCCGAGCCCCUCUACCCCGACACGUCGCUGGGAUUCCCUGAGCCCUUUCUCCCGGAACCGGACCGGUCUGUGGAGCCCAGCUACCCCAGAGUCAGGUCCACCGCGCAGUGCAUCCUGGGAUACGCUCCUGCAGAGGACGGCUCCUGUAAUGACAUUGACGAGUGUGAGACCAACACUCACCACUGCAACCCCACCCAGGUGUGCAUCAACACGGCGGGGGGGUACACCUGCUCCUGCAUCGAGGGGUACUGGCUCAUCGGGGGGCAAUGUCAGGAUAUUGAUGAAUGCCGCUACGGUUACUGCCAGCAGCUGUGUGCUAACGUCCCCGGGUCGUACUCCUGCUCCUGUAACACCGGCUUCCUCCUCAACCCCGACAGCAGGACCUGUCAAGAUGUGGACGAGUGUGACGAGCAGCCCUGCAGUCACGGCUGCUUGAACUCGUACGGAUCCUUCAUGUGUAACUGUGACGAGGGGUUCGAACUGGCGGCCGACGGGAUAACCUGCAAAGACCUGAAUGAGUGCGAGUUCUCUGACUUUCUGUGUCAGCACAAUUGUGUGAACACGCCCGGGUCUUUCUACUGCCUCUGUCCGCCCGGAUACUACGUGUUCGAGGACGGCCGGAGCUGUGAAGAUAUCAAUGAAUGUGACACUGGUAACAACACCUGUACAACAGCACAAGUAUGUUUCAAUUUCCAGGGGGGCUACACAUGCCUGGACCCUCUUCAGUGUCACCCGCCCUACAUUGAAGUCGGUGACAAUCAGUGCAUGUGUUCUGCGGAGAACCCUGCCUGCAGGGACAGACCCUUCACUAUUCUGUACCGACACAUGGACCUGUCUCCGGGGCGCGCCGUGCCUGCAGACAUCUUCCAGAUGCAGGCCACCACGCGCUACCCCGGCGCCUUCUACAUCUUCCAGAUCAAGUCGGGCAACGAGGGCCGCGAGUUUUACAUGAGGCAAACCAGUAACGUGAGCGCCACCCUGGUCCUCUCCCGACCCAUCACGGGUCCUCGGGAGGUGGUGCUGGACCUGGAGAUGGUCACGGUGAACAACGUCAUCAACUUCAGAGGCAGCUCCAUCAUCCGCGUUACGAUAUUUGUGGCGGAGCACAAGUUCUGAGCGCCUCUAAAUGAACUCCCUCUGAGAAUCAGCUGGUUUGUUUGAGACGGCAUCACCUUUCUUUUUAAAUCUUAACGUCAUCCUCGUCCGAUAAAGUCUCAGCCGAGAUCAGCUGAUGGGAAAGCCUCCCGGGUUUAAUGGACUCUGAGCUUGUGUUGCUGCCAUAUGGACUUGUGAAACAGAGGGAUGUUUACGGUGUACAAUUUCUGACAUAUUCUACCUAGAAAAUGACCCAAAAGUGAUGGAAGUUACCCUCUCUAGUACAUGCACCCCCCCCCCCCCCAGUUGUCUGUGAAUUUUCAUCUCUUCAGAUUAGCUGUGAAAUUGCUUUGUUUGUGCUUAAAUUGAAGAGCUGUCGUUGCAUCCUGAGAAUCAGAUGUUUUAUAUGAGAUUUUGAUAUCUGAGCUGUGUGUAAUUGUGCAUUCUGCAGUGGCAGUGUUUGAGAUGAUGUAACAGCCAGGCAUUAACUGAAUUAUUGAUCACAGUUUUUUUUAGAACAAUAAAUGUCUUCACCACA
Eleginops maclovinus (Patagonian blennie) is the source of this 2135-nucleotide messenger RNA. It is a transcript of the gene fbln5, whose product is annotated as fibulin 5. NCBI's taxonomy places the organism in Eukaryota, Metazoa, Chordata, Actinopteri, Perciformes, Eleginopidae. Gene Ontology annotation, biological process: elastic fiber assembly. Gene Ontology annotation, molecular function: calcium ion binding. The transcript has 11 exons. The record is from RefSeq and is a predicted model, not a curated record. Bases 224 to 1618 code for a protein of 464 amino acids.